Molecule: messenger RNA, 1311 nt
Organism: Bipolaris maydis ATCC 48331
Lineage: Eukaryota; Fungi; Ascomycota; Dothideomycetes; Pleosporales; Pleosporaceae
Molecular function (GO): peroxidase activity
Source: RefSeq, a predicted model, not a curated record
AUGAAGACGUCAAUUCUAUACACAGCAUCGCUGUGUAUCACGGCCGCCGUAGCGUUCCCCGCCAACUUACUCAACAACGGCGACAUCAGCAGCGAGACGCUUGCAGAAAUCAACAGUAUCGUAGCCAGGAUCGAGCGCGAGGCUGCUGCUGCGUCUGAAAAGCGACAGUUGGGAUUCGGGCUUGUCAAGCCCGGAUUCGAUGCGGAUGCGCAGCGUGUAGACACUACAGGGGCGCAUCAAUAUAUAGCACCAGGACCAAACGACAUCCGUGGACCCUGUCCUGGUCUCAAUGUCCUCGCCAACCAUGGGUACAUCUCACGAACCGGUGUUGCAUCGGUGCUUGACUUGACGACUGCAUCUACCCAAGUCUUCGGCAUGGCAACGGACCUCUCUGCCUUCCUAUCCGUCUACUCGGGCCUCGUCGCCGGCGAUCUCACCACCGUGUCUAUUGGCGGUAAGCCCAAGAGCGGCGGCCUGCUUACCGCCGCGACGUCGUCGCUUGGCCUUCUUGGUGAGCCCCAGGGUCUCAGCGCGUCGCAUAAUCGAUUUGAGGCGGAUUGCUCGCCUACGCGUGCGGAUUUGUACAAGACUGGCGACACCGAUUCCCUCAACUUGGCUCAGUUUGAGGAGCUGGCUGCCAUGCCCCUCGGUCCAAAUGGAUACGAUCUUACCGUCAUGCAUCCCUUCCGGGGUUCUCGCUUCAACAACUCUAUCGCGACUAAUGGGCGGUACUUUGCUGGGCCGUUUACGCACUUUGCGAUCAACACGGCUACGUAUCUCUUCACGUACCACUUCUUCCGCAACCACAGCGCCGAGUACCCAGAUGGAUAUCUCGAUCUGGAGACGCUCAAGUCGUUUGAGGGCGUGACGGGAGAGCGGGGCAGUUUCAAGUGGGCGUCUGGUCGUGAGAGGAUUCCCGACAAUUAUUACCGCCGUGCUAUCGGUGAUGAAUACGGCAUUGCAUCUUUCGCCCUUGAUGCUGUGCGCGCGCUACAGGCACUGCCCUACAUGGCUGUUAUUGGCGGCAACACGGGCAAGCCCAACACAUUUACUGGUGUCAACAUCGCGGAUUUGACUGGCGGUGUUUUCAACGCGGAGACGCUGCUUGAGGGCAACAAUGCUAUGUGCUUUGCGUUCCAGUUUGUACAGUUUGCCACACCGGAUAUCCUCGAUGGCCUGCUUGGCAAUGUUGUGCUUGCGGUGCGCAAGUUGACGACUGUGCUUGAUCCUGUUCUUGCUGCCCUGGGGUGCCCGCAGGCUGCCAAGUUCGAUAUGGGAUUGCUUUCGAGCUUCCCUGGUGGAAAGAUGUAG